AGUCCGGCGGCCCAGCCCGGCCCCGGCAGGCGUUGGCCCGCAUGGAGGGGGCUGCGGAGCCCCAGGCGCCCGACCUGCGAGACCUGGAGGGCAAGGUGGGCAGGAAGACCCCCGAGGGGCUGCUGCGCGGACUUCGCGGCGAGUGGGAGCUGGGACCCUCGGGACCCCCGACGCUCCCGGGGGCGCCCGGCGCGGCCCAAGGCCUGGGGGGCAAGAUCCUGGCCCUGAGGAUGGAGCUGGCUUACCUGCGAGCCAUCGACGUGAAGAUCCUGCAGCAGCUGGUGACCUUGAACGAGGGCAUCGAGGCGGUGCGGUGGCUGUUGGAGGAACGGGGCACGGUGACCAGCCGCUGCAGCAGCCUUACCAGCAGCCAGUGCAGCCUGACGGGCGGGAGCCCCGGCCGCUCGCGGCGAGGCAGCUGGGACAGCCUGCCGGACGCUAGCUCUGGCGACCGGCUGGACAGUGUCUCCAUCGGCAGCUUCCUGGACACAGUGACCCCGAAUGAGCUGGAGGAGCAGGCCCCCCUGGGGGUGCCUCGCUCCGAGAGGGACUGGGCGAAGGUGCUACCGAGCGGGGAGAGGGCCAGGACUGAGGUGGAGCUGACAGCCACCAAGCUGGGGAGCUUGAGGGCCGCAUGGACGCUCCCGGGCGAGGGGCAGCCAGCUGGGGCUGCCGAGCCCCCCGAGGAGGAGCAGGCCAAGCUGGGCUUCGAGGCCCAGUGGUACUGGGAGCAGUGCCAGGAUGAUGUGACCUUCCUAUAAGCGUGUGGCCCUUCCAUCACUCAGCCCUGACCUCCCUCACAUCUC
Molecule: messenger RNA, 806 nt
Organism: Sorex fumeus (smoky shrew)
Lineage: Eukaryota; Metazoa; Chordata; Mammalia; Eulipotyphla; Soricidae
Gene: LURAP1
Product: leucine rich adaptor protein 1
Exons: 2
Coding region: 42-761 (239 amino acids)
Biological process (GO): positive regulation of canonical NF-kappaB signal transduction; positive regulation of cytokine production
Source: RefSeq, a predicted model, not a curated record